Schistosoma curassoni is the source of this 1030-nucleotide messenger RNA. The record is from the annotation of a GenBank genome assembly. Lineage: Eukaryota; Metazoa; Platyhelminthes; Trematoda; Strigeidida; Schistosomatidae.
GCGGGGUUUUUCACGGAUGGUUCUGAAGGUACUUAAUACGUUCACGCGCUUCUACAAAUAUGUGAUUCCCACAUUUGGAUAUAGAAAUCAGUUUACCGGGCAAAAUGUAGUAUUUGAUAAAUCUGUUAAAGAAAAACAACGCGCACGAUCAGCACUUACUGAUGAUCCUCACAUGUAUGACUACAUACGUGAAGAAGUUGCCGACCGACUAGCUGAUCGCCUAAAUGAUAUAUCAAGAAAAUUCGAUGUCGCUUUGGAUAUUGGUUGUGGUCGAGGGCAUUUAUCUCAGUUUGUCACAUCAGAUAAUAUCGGGGUUCUCUACCAACUAGACAGUUCAUCUGAGGUCCUAAAACAGAUUAAGCCAUCUGCAGAAGUUUGUACGUAUAACAUAAAUUGCCAUGAAUACUGUCUACCCUUUCGACCAAAUACUCUAGAUUUAGUUCUAAGCUCCAUGAGCCUACACUGGAUAAACGAUCUGCCUGGUUUAUUAAAACAAAUAUUAACAUGCUUGCGUAAUGACGGGUGUUUAUUAGGUGUGAUGCCAGCAAUGGAUACAUUGUAUGAAUUACGUGUAUCAUUGCAAUUAGCUGAAUUAGAAAGAUUAGGCGGAAUCUCAUCGCACAUCAGUCCAUUCGUGGAUAGUGUAGAUAUGGCUAAUUUGUUACAAUGUGCUGGAUUCAAUUUAAUCACAUUGGAUGUUGAUGAAAUUGUAAUUCACUAUCCAGAUAUAUUUGCGUUAAUGAAUGAUCUACGAUUUAUGGGUGAAUCUAAUGCUACUGUUCAUAGACCAUUACGUUUGAAUCGUGAUGUUCUAUUUGCAGCCUCUGCAAUUUACAAUGAGAAAUUCAGUGUUCCUCGUGAAGAUGAAGAGAAUGAACGUUGUAUUCCGGCAACCUAUCGGCUGUUAUAUUUUAUUGGAUGGAAACCUGAUCCUUCUCAAAGUAAACCUCUUCCUCGUGGUAGUGCACAGUAUUCCUUGAAGGAUCUCCACAGAAUUGAUGAGUUAAUUAAACUACAUUUUGAAAAAUAA